Messenger RNA from Coffea arabica (coffee), 6375 nucleotides. RefSeq lists its product as uncharacterized. Gene Ontology annotation, molecular function: DNA helicase activity. Gene Ontology annotation, biological process: DNA repair; telomere maintenance. Lineage: Eukaryota; Viridiplantae; Streptophyta; Magnoliopsida; Gentianales; Rubiaceae. The record is from RefSeq and is a predicted model, not a curated record.
AUGAAUCGUAAUGCGGCUCGACGCAAGCGCUAUGCAGAUAUGCCGCAACAUUUAAAAGAUGCAAUGUUGCGUCGACGGAGAGAAAAAUACGCUGCUCAGAAAAUACGGUCCUCUUCUGUUCAUGCUCCUCCCUCGAUUGUGUGUCCUCAUAGGCAGUCCGAACAAGCCAAUAGGAGGUCUCCUUCUAGGUCUAGACUUGAUUCUAGCUGUUCUGCCUUAUCAAGUUCGAGCGACCAGCCGCUCAAUCCUACAGAUAUUCAAUCAUCUACUGCUACCUAUAUUUCGUCUCAGCAAUCACCUCCUCCUACUUCUUCCCCUCGCGACUCGUUACUACCUCAUGGAGCUCGUGACACUAUCAACUCGAAAGAAGUGUCUCCCUUCACAUCUCCUACUCCUCCUGCCUCUUCAUUGGCCAGACCUGCUAAACGUAACUUGGUUAGUUCGCAACCAGCAGGUGCCGUUCAAUCUGCCAAGCGGAUAAAACCUAACACCACGCGGCUAUCUCGUUUAGAAAAGAUUCCAUCUAAACCGCUGACCCUUCCUGACGUCCCUUGUUGCCGUCAUUGUGGUGCUAAGAGGUUUUACCUUGAACCUCCAGGUUUUUGUUGUUCAAACGGGGCCGUUUCGAUUGUGCAGCAUGCAAUGCCUUAUGAUCUAAUUCGUCUUUUCACUGGGACGGACGAAGAAAGUACUGAAUUUCGCAGGAAUAUUCGCACUAUUAAUAACAAUCUUGCUUUCACUACUUUUGCUGCAAAAUAUGAUAGGAACCUCACAAAAAAUAGCCGCGGGGUUUACACCUUUCGUGUACAAGGUCAGGUCUAUCACUUCCUUAACAGCAUCGUGCCUUCAGCCCCCUCUCCUACGGGUAUUCAGUUGCUAUUCUAUGACUACGAUGAUGAAGUGACAAUGAGACUUCGAGACUCGCCCCGUUUGCGAGCCGACACUCUUAAAUUUUUAAUUCAUACACUUCAGAGAAAUCCUUAUACCAAGUUCUUUAGGAGUCUUCGUGAAGUUCCUCACCUUGAAAGACAUCGGAUCGUGCUGAAUUCUGAUCCAGGAUUGGAUCAGCGGGUAUACAAUCUUCCAGCUACUUCUCAAGUAGCUGCAAUUUGGACCGAGAGUGAUGACAAAGAUCUCGAGAAAAAUGUUCACAUUCAGGUGUACAGCCAUUCCAGUUCCAGCCAUAGAAUACAACAUUAUUUUGCUUGUUACGACCCCUUGCAGUAUCCGCUCUUGUUCCCUCGUGGGGAAUCUGGCUGGCAUCAUGGUAUUCCAAAAAAAAAUGUUUCCUGUCCUAAAAAAAGGAACAUUGAUGAGGAUGAUAUGCUGAGCGAUGUUUCCCUGAUAGAAGGACCUUCUGAAUUGAUUGAUCUCGAAAAAACAGCUGCCGAAAAAGGGAAAACAAAACGAGACACUGUGUCUGCCAGAGAGUAUUACUGUUAUAAAUUUCAGAUGAGAAAUAAUGACAUGUCGAUGCUGUUACACGCAAGGCGUUUGUUACAGCAAUUCACAGUUGAUGUAUAUGUUAAGAUCGAGACGUCAAGGCUUAAUUUUCAUAGGAAAAAACAGAACGAAAUUAGAUCCGAGGUCCUUAAGGGAGUCAUUGAUAGCAUGUCUGUUGGCUGUACUACUGGGAACCAGGUUGGUCGUAGAAUAUAUCUACCAGCUUCUUUCAUUGGUGGCCCAAGGGAUAUGAGGCGUAGGUACCUAGAUGCUAUGUCUUUGGUGCAGAAAUUUGGUAAGCCCGACCUGUUCUUGACUAUGACCUGUAACACAAUGUGGAAAGAGAUACGUGAUCACUUGAAGUAUGAUGAGGAACCUCAGGAUAGGCCAGAUUUGGUUGCUAGGGUGUUUCGGGCAAAGUUUGAGGUGCUUAAAACUGAGAUAGUUAAAAAAAAACUAUUUGGUGAAGUGGCGGCCUUUGUUUAUGUAAUUGAAUACCAGAAAAGAGGCCUUCCUCAUGCCCACAUGCUUGUGAUUUUGAAACCAGAAGCUAAACCAUUGAACCCAGAGGCAUAUGAUAGAAUGGUUUCUGCUGAGCUGCCCGACCCAAAUGAACAGAGUUACUUGUACUCCCUUGUUAUAAAACACAUGAUGCACGGUCCUUGUGGAUCACUGAACAAAGAAAAUGUCUGUAUGCAGAAUGGAGUGUGUAAAAAUCAUUAUCCGAAGGAGUAUAUUGAGCAUACUACGCAUUCUGAAGAUGGCUACCCGCAUUAUAGACGAAGGAAAAAUGGCAGAUCUGUUAGGGUCAGAAACCAUUCUUUGGACAAUAGGUGGGUUGUCCCCUACACUCCAUACCUUCUUGCUCUUAUAGAUUGUCACUUAAAUGUCGAAAUCUGUUCCACUGUUAAACUGGUCAAGUACUUGUACAAAUAUGUCUACAAGGGACACGAUCGGGUGAGUUUUCAUAUACAUUCUGAGAAUGAUCCAGAAACCAUCGAUGAGAUCCAUGAAUUUCAGUCUGCUAGAUGGGUAUCAGCAGCUGAAGCAAUGUGGCGCAUUUAUAGGUUCCCGUUGAAUGAAAUGACGCCUUCCGUUUACACGCUUCAGCUCCAUCUUCCAGGAGAACAAGUUGUUUCUUUCCACAAGAAUACGGAUUUGUCAGAUCUGGUUGAUAGUUCGGAUUUUGCUAAAACGAUGCUGACUGAAUUUUUUGCCAUGAAUAGGCGCAGUAAACAAGCGCGCAAGCUGAAAUGCCUAUAUCGAGAGUUUCCAGGGCAUUUUGUUUGGCACGCUGAUAAGAGAAAUUGGACUCGCAGAAAGCGUAGGAAAGUAAUUGGCCGAGUGGUUACUGUCCGUCCCAAUGAGGGUGAACGAUAUUUUCUAAGAUUGCUUUUAUCUCAUGUCCGGGCGCCAAGAUCAUUCAACCACCUUCUCAGAGUCGAUGGCCAACUUGUAUCUUCAUUUCGAGAAGCUGCCUUUCGAAUGGGCCUGCUCCAGUCUGAUACCUACAUAGAAGACACUCUUGAUGAAGCCGCUACAUUCCACAUGCCUUGUUCACUUAGAGCCUUGUUUGCAAUGUUACUUGUUUUUUGCACUCCUUCCAAUCCCAUUAGUUUAUGGGAGAAGUACGAAGCUGACUUAUCCAGUGAUUUAGCAAGAACUGCCUCUAUCACCGGCUGUGAUUCUACUUAUAUUAAGAGGUACGUGCUACAGGACAUAAAUAGAUCAUUGGAGCAGAUGGGUAAGCACAUAAGUGAUUACCGUCUUGUUCCUGAUCAUCUUCUAUUUACUGACCAUGAACGCAUAACCAAAGAAAUCGAAAGUGAGCAAACCGUGCGCUGUUCAGAGCACGAUUUGCUGGCUGUUUCUCAGCUGAACACUGGUCAGCAAGCUGCAUAUAGUGCCAUUAUGGCUGAGAUCUUUUCGCCUAAUGGCAAUAGUUUCUUUGUCGAUGGUCCCGGGGGAACCGGUAAAACCUUCCUAUAUCGUGCUUUGCUUGCUACUCUGCGGACGCAUGGUCAUAUAGCCUUAGCAGUUGCAUCAUCCGGUGUUGCAGCCUCUAUUCUUCCUGGGGGAAGAACUGCACAUUCGCGCUUUAAGAUCCCUCUUGAUGCAUCAGCUGCUAAAACUUGCCAAAUUAGUAAGCAAAGCUCGACUGCUAGAUUGAUUGUUAUGGCUAAGUUAAUCCUAUGGGAUGAGGCUUCGAUGGCAAAGCGAGACACCAUUGAAGCGUUCGAUCUGCUCCUCAAAGAUAUCAUGGAUAGCGAUAAACCUUUUGGCGGUAAGGUCGUGGUCUUUGGCGGGGAUUUUCGUCAAACUCUCCCGGUUAUUCAAAAUGCAACAAGGGAUAUUCAGGUUCAGGCCACCUUUGUUAACUCUGCUUUGUGGAGCAGUUUACAGAAGGUCACUCUAACAGAAAAUAUGCGAGCUCUUUUAGACAAACCGUUUUCAGAUUUUCUCCUUAGAGUGGGAGAUGGAACUGAACCAGAAGAUUUCGAUGGGAAAAUAUCUCUGAACAAUGACAUUUUGAUACCAUACGACGAAAAGGACAGCUCUCUUGACAGGUUAUUAGACUCAGUGUUUUCGGACUUGCGGAUUUAUUCCUGCGACCCCUAUCUAAUGAUAAAUAGGUGCAUUCUCUCCGCAAUGAAUAGUGCGGUUGAUGAUGUAAAUCAGACGAUAAUUGAUCGCUUCCCAGGUCAGCCUUAUACGUAUACAAGCACUGAUAGGACACUUAACGAGCGAGAUCAAGGAGAUUACGAAGAUUUCCUUAACUCUUUAAAUCCAAAGGGCCUCCCUCCUCAUAAAUUAAUCCUAAAGAACAAUUGUCCUGUCAUUUUGAUACGCAAUCUCAACCCGGCUGAAGGCCUCUGCAAUGGAACUCGCCUCAUCUGUAGAGAACUCAAACAAAAUACAAUUUGUGCUGAAAUUGCUGUUGGACAGCACCGAGGAAAAACAGUGUUGCUCCCAAGGAUUCCGCUUCAGUCAGCUGAUAACGAGAAAAAUGGAAUCCCUUUUAAGAGGACUCAGUUUCCAAUUAAACUCUGUUUUGCAAUGACUAUUAACAAGUCACAGGGACAGACAUUGGAUUACGUGGGAAUUUAUUUACGUGAACCCGUGUUUUCGCAUGGACAGCUUUACGUUGCUCUUUCUCGUGCAAAAACUUCGUCAGCUGUCAAAGUUCUCAUUGUGCCAGCGACUUAUAGUGAUUCUGCUACCUGUACCAAAACAAGAAAUGUUGUUUAUCGUGAGGUCCUGCAAUUAGCUAAAAUGAUGUCUGAGUUCCUGAAAAUUGCUGACAUCAAGCCAAAAAUGCAGAAUUGGUCUGCCAAAGUUUUUGUAAAAGAAAAAAUGCAUCCUGGUUCUGGCAAGACCAGCCCAACCAGAUAUCAGAAAUUUGUACUUUCUGAUUCAGAGGGUUCUAGAGUCCAAGGAAUCCUUUUCAACAAUGCUAUUGAGAAAAUGGGCCCAAAGCUACAGCUGUAUAAAAAAUAUCGCAUCUCUAAUGCUGAGGUGAGGGAGCUAGAGAAGAAAUACCAGUUUGAUGGUAUAAGCAUCCAGUGGGUUAUAAGCACUCGUACUGUUGUUGAAGAGGACGAUGAUGAAGAUGGCUCCGUCUUGCCCUUUCAUUUUGACUACAUCCCUUUCAGAGAUUUCCCACUCUUUGUAGAUUCAAAGAGCGAAACUGUUGGUAAUCUUCUAACCUUAGAUUGCAUGACUGCUACAUUUCUUGGAAUCAUCAAAUGCUCCUUUCAAAUAGCUGACUCUUCUAAGUCCUCAAUAUUAGAUGUGCUCGGAGUGGUCAUUGAUGUACAGUCCACUGAACCAAUCAGAAUUCAAUCGCACGAUUCGUAUGUUCAGCGGUUUGUCAUCGUUAACGAAGAAAUGCAGCCAAUUGUUCUGUCUCUCUGGAACAAGUUUGUUGAGUCCGAAGGCAAACUUCUUAUGCAACUGCUAAAAAGGAGGCCAGUUCUUAUUUGUCGCAGGCUCAAAGUUGUCUCUUAUAAUGGAAUUGCGCUCUCGACUAGAAACGAUUCGGUGCUUCUCAUUGAUCCGCCUAUUGGAGAUGCAAGCCAGUUGAAAAAUUGGGCAAUGAGGAAUGAGAGCCAGUUUGCUACACUGGCUCAGGAAAAGACGUAUAACAUGCACAGCCCCAGCAUGUUUCAUUUAUCAAAAUCCAAGGUUUCUACUAUACAAGCUGUUCUGGCGGCUCAAAAGCUCGCCUGGGUUAAAGCUCGCUUCUGUUUCCAAAACAUAUUCCAAAAAUAUUGGUAUAUGUCAUGUGUCAAGUGUCAUCGUCAAACAUCAGCCAAUUAUGGCCACACUUUUACCUGCAAUCACUGUAAUGAGAGGCAGCCCGCAGCUCCAAGGUGCCGCUUUGAUGUCGAUCUCACUGAUGAUACCGGCGUUAUGACGGCCUCUAUAUUUGGUGAACUAGCUGAGCAAUUGCUUGGAAUUUCUGCAGUUGCAGCAAUGAAUUUUUAUGACAAGAAUGAAGAACUCCCACUCGAACUAAUUCAUGACACGCUGAAGUCCAAGACAUUCAUUGCUCAAGUUAAGCCUGGAAACACCAAAGAUGAUGGGACUUACCAGCGAUACACAAUUGUUUACUACUUUGAGGACACCAAAGACCAUGACCUCCUUGUUGAACAACCCCCGAGUAGUUCUCAUGUGGCCAGUCAGCUUUCUAUAGCUGAUACUCUGGAGAAGCCAUGUUCUUUUUCGAAGAGCCACUCCUGCUCAGAUAAGAAACUAAAUGUUCCUGAACCAGCAACUCAAUCUUCUGCUAUAAACAUAUCAGACAAGCCAUGUAGUUCCUCUAAAGCACGCGUUUGCCUUGCAAAAAGAAUUGAACUCAGCGAGGAUGCCGAAGCUACUAUAUCAGAAUCUGGUGAUGUCGCGGGCAGCAAAAAACCAAGGAAUGCUUGA